Messenger RNA from Daldinia loculata, 2872 nucleotides. RefSeq names its product LACT-domain-containing protein. The coding region runs from base 388 to 2274 and encodes 628 amino acids. The transcript is spliced from 2 exons. Gene Ontology annotation, cellular component: perinuclear endoplasmic reticulum; cytoplasm. Gene Ontology annotation, biological process: triglyceride biosynthetic process; lipid storage. Gene Ontology annotation, molecular function: phospholipid:diacylglycerol acyltransferase activity. Lineage: Eukaryota; Fungi; Ascomycota; Sordariomycetes; Xylariales; Hypoxylaceae. The record is from RefSeq and is a predicted model, not a curated record.
ACUAUCUAAUGUACUGACGUCAAAAGUGCUACCAAUUUCAAUGCUAGUUAUUGUUUCUGUCUAGACUUUCAAAUGUUCCUCACCUGCUGCAAAUUGAUACCGUUUGAUCAGGUACAGCCUUUUUAGCUUUUUUAUAGCCUUUUUAGCUUUCAGCCAUGAAUUAUCCGCGAACCUAGCAGAACAAAAACAUUAUUCCCACCUCUCUUCCCCAAGUUCCAUACCGCUCGACAAUACGGUAGCUGACGUUGCUUGCUUGGUCCCAUUUAACGACGAUCAAGCCCCAUUCCGACAGCGCCGCUGCGGUUCCGUGUCCGAUCUCCCCUCUCUCUCCACCGUCCACUUUUGCACACCGAGCUUUUCUGCCUGGUCAUGUAGGCCUGCCCGACGAUGGCAUCAACUCUCCGACGCAGGGCGCUCGCCCCCGAUAACUCAUCCGAAACCUCGUUGUCGCUGGUGCCUACGCCGAGAGACGAAAGUCCGGUAAAGCCGGGCGACAAGGUCGAGAUCGUACAUCAUGAACAUAAGCCGAAGACGGGCAAGAGACGUAAUACAUUUAUUUUCUUAAUGGGUAGCUUGUUCGGUCUUAUAGCUGCCGGCCUCCUGGCUAGGAAUAAUGACUUAAUUGAACUUCCGGAGAUUGGUGAACUUAGUAUGGACAGUUUUCUUGACGUGUUACCAGCGGGUUUAGUUAAGGAUAUGAGGGAUCUUAUGAAAGGUGAGCGGGAAUUUGUCGAUAGCUACGAUUCCUUUUCCGUAGGGGUGAAAGCCCGGACCGAAGGGCUUAACGUUCACCAUCCCGUCAUUCUGGUUCCCGGUGUCAUCUCAACAGGCCUCGAAUCUUGGGGCACUGCGAAUAUAUCUCGUCCGUACUUUAGAAAGCGGCUCUGGGGUAGCUGGACUAUGAUGAAAGCGCUAGUUAUGGACAAGGAGAUAUGGAAGAAGCACAUCAUGUUGGAUAAGAAAACCGGGUUAGAUCCGCCGAAUAUCAAAUUGAGAGCUGCGCAGGGCUUUGAUGCGACCGACUUCUUCAUUACGGGGUACUGGAUCUGGAGUAAAAUCGUGGAGAAUCUGGCAUCGUUAGGCUACGACCCAACCAACUCAUUCACGGCUGCUUACGAUUGGCGCUUGACGUAUCAAAACCUUGAGCUUCGGGACCAAUACUUUACGAGGUUGAAAAGCUAUGUGGAGCUGGCACACGAAUUCUCUGGUCAAAAGGUGGUUCUUGUAUCCCACAGUAUGGGCAGCCAAGUUCUAUUCUAUUUUUUCCAUUGGGUAGCAUCUGCACAAGGCGGUAAAGGCGGUGACGAUUGGGUCGAGCGUCAUGUCGAAGCCUGGAUCAAUAUUAGUGGAUGUAUGCUAGGUGCAGUUAAGGAUGUGACCGCUAUUCUCUCCGGCGAGAUGCGCGAUACAGCGCAGCUUAAUUCCUUUGCAGUGUACGGGCUCGAGAAGUUCCUCAGCAAAGAUGAACGAGCUGAAAUAUUUCGAGCGAUGCCAGGAAUGUCGGCUAUGCUACCACUUGGUGGAGAUGCGGUCUGGGGGAAUCUAACAUGGGCACCAGAUGACCAACCAGGGCAGAAGAACUCGUUCGGUUCAUUUUUAAACUUCCGUCGUGGUGUUAACUGGACCACGCCGGAUCAAAACUUCACCGUUAGCGACUCGAUGAAAUAUCUCAUGGACACGACCGAUGAUUGGUACCGAGAUCAGGUCAAGAAGAGCUUCUCUCAUGGAGUGGCUCAUACCACUGCCGAGGUAGAAGCCAAUGAGCUUGACAGUCGCAAAUGGGGCAAUCCCCUGGAGACGCGGCUACCCCUAGCUCCGAACUUGAAGAUUUAUUGUUUUUACGGCGUGGGGAAACCAACUGAGCGAGCAUACUACUACCGCAGCCCGGAAUACCCGGCGUUCACAAACUUAAAUGUCACAAUCGAUACAGGUCUGACCGUUGAUGAAAUUGAUCACGGUGUUGUCAUGGGAGAAGGCGAUGGCACAGUUAAUCUUCUAAGUAGCGGUUACAUGUGCUCUAAGGGCUGGCGUAUGAAGCGAUAUAACCCGGCUGGCGCCAAGGUCACCGUCGUGGAAAUGCCUCACGAACCUGAAAGAUUUAAUCCUCGCGGAGGGCCCAAUACAGCAGACCACGUGGAUAUCCUGGGGCGACAGAAGCUUAAUGAAUUAAUCCUACGCGUUGUAGCUGGAAAGGGCUCCACGAUUGACGACUAUAUCGUUAGUAAUAUUCGCGAGUAUGCGGAUAAUGUUAAGAUUUACGAAGAGGAGGAUUAAAGUCUAACGUGGGAUGACGAGUUAGAUUAGAACUGGAAUUGUGAACAAAAUAUGGUUGUCAUAAAUAAAUAUUAAUGAAGGGACUGAGAUGAUAUGUAUACUUUAUAGGGUAGUCAGUGUAUUGUAUUUUACUGGGACGAUAUGCAUAUGUGUUACUCUGCGCUUGGAGGAGUGGUGAUGGUUGGAAUAGAUAUUAGCUGGAGAUAGAAUCCUAUAGAUGACAAUAGGGUGAGGCUAGAAAUAUAAGCGAAUAGAUGGAUAUGGUAAGAGUUGGUUUCUAGGGGCCAUGGACGAGGUGGAUUAUGAGAUUUAAUGUUACCCCUUUUUCAUAUCUGGUCGUUGAUUGAGGAGUUCGAAUUACAGGGUGAUUUCUUUGGAUUCAGAGAAACCGAGUGUAAAGGUAUCACAUGAAUUAAACUUUAGUGUUAUAGAUACCUAGGUGUUUACCUUCAAUUGGAAGGGAAGUACGAAGUCGAAGUACUGUGAAAGGGUAUUCAAGAUCUUGAGGGGAGCCCAUCCUACCUGGAAACUUACACAAUACAACAUCCUUUGAUCCUCGGAUCUACUAUGUACCACAAUCAUUUCAUACAUAUUUCUC